Molecule: messenger RNA, 1631 nt
Organism: Coregonus clupeaformis (lake whitefish)
Lineage: Eukaryota; Metazoa; Chordata; Actinopteri; Salmoniformes; Salmonidae
Product: syntaxin-19-like
Exons: 5
Coding region: 342-1247 (301 amino acids)
Biological process (GO): intracellular protein transport; exocytosis; synaptic vesicle fusion to presynaptic active zone membrane
Cellular component (GO): presynaptic active zone membrane; SNARE complex; plasma membrane
Molecular function (GO): SNAP receptor activity; SNARE binding
Source: RefSeq, a predicted model, not a curated record
GGAAAACUCACAGAACAGACACACCUGUGUCCUACAGCUAACAGGUCUUCGGAGUGGAGGGCUCAGAAGAUGCCCUGAGGAUAUCGUUCAGGGGGAUGGGAUAUACAUGUUGAUAACUUUAUGGAUACUUUAUGGAGAAAUACACUCUCCAUGGCUUGGCUCAAGUGGCAGUUACAUUCCUGGUCAAGAAUAAAGGGUAGUCUCUAAGCCUCAAGGACUACUAACUACAACAAGAGCGUAGUCCACGAAGGCUUUGUUUUUUGGCGAUAACUUCACCAAAAGGCCUCAACUGACAGGCUUUGCUGUCCUCCUGUGUGAACUCCACCGAGAGGUCUCUGACCAUGAGAGACCGUCUGGAGGAACUGCGUCAGAGGGCCCAGGAGUUCCGGGAGGCGAGCAACAAGGUAGUUGAGACCCCAUUCCCUGAGGAGGACGCUGACCUUGAUGACCAGGCGUGGAUUAGUGUCGCCACCCCGCAACAGGCUGUGGUGUUUGAGGAGGAACCAGUCCUGGACAACUUCCUGUCCGAGGCUCAGCAUAUCCGCUGUGACAUCACUGAGCUGGAAACUGAGGUGAAGAAGUUUAGCCAGCAACAAAGGAGCCUGGUGGCAACCAUGCGUCGUUUCAGUGUGAUGAAGAAGGAGAGCAGUGUGACGAGGGACAUCAAGCUGAAGGCAGAGAGCAUCCACAGAAAGCUGGACGUCCUCUCCAAGAAGGCACAGAGUUUAGAAGGCCUGCAGGGACAGGCUACAGCCACUACACGCAUCCAACGCUCCCAACACGCAGCGCUACACAGACAUUUCCAACAGGUGAUGCGUCUGUACAACGACUCCAUCCUUAGUAAACAGGAGCGUUGUAAACACUUCAUCAUCCGCCAGCUGGAGGUGUCUGGUCGCGAUGUCACCGAGGAGGAAGUGGACGAAAUGGUUGCUGCGGGGAAGUGGGAGGUGUUUAACCAGAACCUCCUCAACAACGAACGCAUCACACGCUCUAAGCUGUCUGAGAUCGAGCAGAGACACAAGGAGCUGGUGAAUCUGGAGAGCAACAUGAAGGAGCUGAGAGAUCUGUUCAUGGAUAUCUUUAUGUUGGUGGAGGAGCAGGGAGACUACAUAAACCACAUCCAGACCAGCGUAGAGAAGACACAGGACUACGUCACCGUCACUAACGAGAAGUUUAAAAUGGCUGCAAGGUACAGGAAAAAGAACCCUCUGAGGAGGCUGUGCUGCUGUUGUUGCCCCUGGAGGUGAUGCACAUAGAGGAGAGACUGGAGACUGGAGAUACCCCUGGAGGUUUUUCAGAUGGGGAGAGGAUGAACUCUGGUGUGGAGAGUCUACAGGUGCAAAAAUCAACUGCUUACGUUGGUCAGAAAUCAUCCAAGAAGAAUAGGAUUCUAAGAGGAUGUGCAAUUGAAGCAGAGUGGGAGUCAGUGUUUCUACUCCUGAUGGACUACUGAAGGACUGAUUAACUCAAGACAGAAUGCACUUUGAGAAUCAGCAAGACUGUUUAACUGGACAGAAGUGUUCACAAUGUGGAGACAGCUUGGAUGUUACUUUCAUGAAUCGCUGUUUUACGAUUCAUGUUAGUUUUUCUAUUUACUUAAACUUCAUGUGUAUGUACAGUACCAGUCAAAA